Strongylus vulgaris is the source of this 297-nucleotide messenger RNA. NCBI's taxonomy places the organism in Eukaryota, Metazoa, Nematoda, Chromadorea, Rhabditida, Strongylidae. The record is from the annotation of a GenBank genome assembly.
AUGGUGGUAUAUUGGAUGUCUCAGCGGUACCAUGCUUUAGCAGUAGUUUCAAUUUUCUCCUUCGAAGUGCGAUUCAGAAAAAAGCUGAAGAAGAAAAUUGCCACCGUUGUGGAGGAAGGAGAGAAGUCGUAUACAACGACGUCAGGUUGGGGGCUCCUCGCUACUUGUGACUGGCCCAUCGAGAAGGACCCAGCGAAAGACUACGAACUGCUUCUCGGAAAUCUAAGAGCAUGUGGUGACAGUACCUGCCCUGAACAAGGAACAAAGGAAUAUCGAAAGCCAAAAAGGACCUGUUAA